AUGGCUCGCUUCAGCUUGUCCUUCCUGACCGUCUUCCUCGUCCUGGCGGCUUUCGCUAUGUCGAUGCCCACCAAGCGCGAUGAAAACAAGGAUUUGGGGCUUGAUACCGCUCUCUCAGGUCUGGAGGAUGCCGCCAAGCUGGUGGGGGGCUUUAAUAAUAAGAACCACAACGACCACAACAACGAAGUUAAGAAAGACCAGGCCACAGCCAAUCAUGACUCCACGGAGAAGAAGCAGAAGGACACCAUUAAGGAGAAGGAGGGUGUUGCUACCCCAACCCCUACACAGAAGAAGCUUACCUCGGGCAACUUCGUGACACCUACGGCUACCCACACCACCCACCCUACCUCCCAACCUAAUAUCCUCGGCAAGAUCCCCCUCCUAGGUGGCUUAUUGGGUGGCGCUGGUGGCGGCCUGUGA
Messenger RNA from Penicillium canariense, 420 nucleotides. RefSeq lists its product as uncharacterized. NCBI's taxonomy places the organism in Eukaryota, Fungi, Ascomycota, Eurotiomycetes, Eurotiales, Aspergillaceae. The coding region runs from base 1 to 420 and encodes 139 amino acids. The transcript is spliced from 2 exons. The record is from RefSeq and is a predicted model, not a curated record.